Populus euphratica (Euphrates poplar) is the source of this 1068-nucleotide messenger RNA. RefSeq names its product 28 kDa heat- and acid-stable phosphoprotein-like. The transcript has 8 exons. The record is from RefSeq and is a predicted model, not a curated record. Lineage: Eukaryota; Viridiplantae; Streptophyta; Magnoliopsida; Malpighiales; Salicaceae. The coding region runs from base 376 to 912 and encodes 178 amino acids.
UGUAGAUGGGAGUGCUCCUUUUCGUCGACGACAAAUAAUGGGCUGGAAGCAGCUAGUCUUGGAUCACAUCCGACUCCUCUAAGAAAGAACUUUUUUUUUUUUGAAGAUCAUGAUCAUGAUCAUGGGUCAAGCAUCUUUUAUCACUUUCUCUACCACAGAAAGUAACUGUUAUAGGUUCUUGUGAAGUGAGUGGAGGAGGGAUUCUCAAAGCAAUUGCAUUUCACCAAUGAAAACAGAAAAGAAGAAAAAAGCUAGGUUCUUGGUUGUCCAAAAUCAUGCUGUUCUAUAUAUAAUUGAAUGCAAUGGCAGUGAGAGAGCAGCUCCUCAAAUUCAAGAAAGCUACGGCAUUUCUUGUUUGUCUUGAAGAAGAGAGAUAUGGGUAGAGGAAAAUUCAAAGGCAAACCUACAGGUCGUCGCCAUUUUUCUACGCCUGAAGAACUUAUUGCUGGUACCACCGCCACUCGCCCUCGCACUUUUAGUCAGGAAGAAGCAGCAGAGAAUGUAGAAGAAGAGUCUGAAGAGGAGUUGGAGGAACCAUCUCAGAAGCAGAAAGGUACCCUGGGACUCAUUGAAAUCAACAACCCUAAUUUAGUAAAACCAAAGAAUUUGAAGGCUAAAGAUGCUGAUAUUGGCAAAAUAACCGAACUCUCAAGGCGUGAGAGGUUAGCUACUUUCUUGCUUCAAUCCAUUUUAAGCAGUAAUAUGCUUAUGCAUGUGGUCAUUGUAGUGGAAAUAGAAAAACAGAAAGCUCAUGAACGAUAUAUGAAGCUGCAGGAACAAGGAAAAACUGAACAAUCAAGGAAAGAUUUAGAACGCUUGGCCCUGAUACGCCAACGAAGGGCAGAAGCUGCUAGGAAGCGAGAAGAAGAUAAAGCUGCCAAGGAACAGAAAAAGGCAGAACCUCAGAGAUGAACAGGUUAUCAAACCAGCUAAUUACCUUUUGUCAGUCUCAAGACUUAUAUAGUGAAAAAAAGAUGAAUUAUUAUUGUUAGGGUAUUUAUGUAAUUGUAUACAUACUUUAUAUAUAUGCGUGUGGGUCUAUAGUAAGACACGCAACACUUCUAACUC